AGAAUGUCAGAGAAAGUUGUGUUGGAGAUGAGCGCGCAACGAGAAGCGACACGGCUCCAUUCCACCUGUCCCGGGCUGUUUUAGACAUUAUUUCUGCACGUCUGUGAGCGGAGAGGACAGGAUUAGAGCUGGUAUUUGCUCUAGAGAAGCGCGCGCGACUUACCUGGACAACUUUGGAGCGCGCGUGGCACAAAGCGCAACAAUGAAUGACACGGAGAUAUUCUGCAAAAACAACCAAACUGAGAACUUAACCGACUCACCGUGUCCCAUCCCGUCCCCGUACAGCUACAUCGACAUCACCACGUUCAUGCACAUCUUUCCAUCCAUCUAUGGGAUCCUGUGCUCUGUGGGAGUCAUCGCCAACGGACUCGUCAUUUACGCAGUGGCCGCGUGCAAAAAGAAGAUGGUUUCGGACAUUUACGUGUUAAAUCUGGCCAUCGCAGACAUGCUGUUCCUCCUGGUCAUGCCUUUUAACAUCCACCAGCUGGUCCGGGACAGGCAGUGGGUCUUUGGAAACUUCAUGUGCAAAGCUGUGGUGGUGGUGGAUGUGAGCAACCAGUUCACCACCGUGGGUAUUGUCACUGUGCUGUGUAUUGACAGGUACAUAGCGAUCGUCCACCCCACGUCAGAGCGCAGGACCAUCCAGUGGACCAUCAUCAUAAACCUGCUGGUGUGGGUGGGCAGUUUCCUCCUCACCGUCCCCGUCAUGCUCUACGCCAAAGUGGAGAAACGCCAAACCAUGGAGGUGUGCAUGAUGUACCUGGACGGGCCCGAGGAUAUGUACUGGUACACGCUUUACCAGUCCAUCCUGGGCUUCAUCAUCCCCCUCAUCAUCAUCAGCACAUUCUACUCGCUCACCUUGUACCACGUCUUCAGCUCCGUGCGGCGAGUCAAACGCAAGAAGUCGGUUUGGGCCAAAAGAGCCACCAAAAUGGUCCUCAUGGUCAUCGCCUUGUUUCUUAUUUGCUGGUCGCCUUAUCACGUGAUUCAAGUGAUCAAUUUGAGCAACAACACCCCAACUGUGUCGUUCAUUUAUGCCUAUAACAUAAGUAUUUGUCUGAGUUAUUCACACAGUUGUAUUAAUCCGCUCAUGUUGUUGAUUUUUGCCCAAAAUUACCGGGAGCGACUCUGCAAGAGGAACGCCCUGCACAGCUCCCAGCAGUCGUCCAAAGUCACAGUGGUCAAAAUGGACGGCUCGAGUACGACCAAUGACCCCAACUAUCGCUGCACGGUGAUAUGACCCUUGACAACUUUGACAAAAAAGACAAAAUGUUCAACAACUGCUCAAUCAAACUAUACCGGAAGCCUCGGCGUACAUGUCCGUGUACACUGGACAUGCCGUGUAUGUUUGAUCUGGAAAAACUGAGGGAAUUUUAACUUUUUAUCGUGAAAUGUUUAUGAAGAUUCAAGGAACUUUUGCGACCCUUAUUGGCAAGAAAAUAAAAACAUGCUGGUCAGUGUCUAUUUGCAGUGAUCUCUGUAAAAAAAGGAGCAUUUUAAAGGUGCAUUUUUGUAUCUUUUCUGCUUGUGCUCACUGAUAUUUUAGCUUUGCCUGGAAUAUUCCACAGUACGGUCGCCCACUCGCAGUAAAACCUGUAACCUGAUCUGUAACUUGCCCUGGUGGCAUCUCCUGCUUGUCCCCCAUCGGCAUAGAUAAAGUUUAAAACCAUACUCAAUAAGAUCUUGCUUUGCCUUAUUGAGGUGGCUUGAACAAAAAUGUCUGUCAGAUAAUAUUUAGUUUGUUGAAGCGUUUAAAACCCAGGUUGAAAUCUCUCCACUGAUUUGAGCGGUCGAUUUGUAGUUAACGUAAGUCUCAUGACAUCUGGGUCAGUGAGUUUCAAGUAAGUGGGCCAAACAGGAGUAGAUAGUGAAUCACUGGCUUUGUCUGCUGUAGAGUCACUGUCUGCACUUGUGCUGCGCCUGUAGUGCUCCGACAGUGACCAGCAUUUGAUGUGGAAACCAAAAAUGCCACAAAGGGUUAGACUUUUAAGACAUGUAUUUAUACUCUUCUAUUCACUAAAGCUGUCGUAUCCAAAUACUACACGGAAUCAAUAUCAUUUUGUAUGAAGUAGUUUUGUUUUCACGCCCUGGUUGGUGCAAAAUAUAUAUUUAAAUCAGCUUUUAUACAUCAAAUGAUUUUCCUUUCCCUACUACCUACUACUAAAGUGUCUCUAACUCUAAAAAUGUGCCUCAGAAUAUGCAGUAAUUACUACACAGAACACUGUAACCCUAUUUUGUUUUUAUAGCAGAUGUCCUUCCUGACAGAACCAUCUUUAUUAAGUCGACUGUAGCCAUCGUAAAUGUUAUUGUUUGAGACUGAUGUAUUUGUUGCUUGAUACACAGGGUUUUUUUGCAUUUUCCACGGACAAUGAAUCUUGAACAAAAGGCAUGACAUUUUUUUUCAAACCUGUAAAGACUUAAAUACACAAUGCGGAAUGAUUUGUUACUCCAGAAGUAGGAGGAAUUCAGAGUUUUGACUCAUUUCGGCUUUAAAUCAUCAUGAGAAGUGUCCGCUCUGAUGCAUUGUCCUCUGAGGGUGAAUUUGAUCAUUGUAAAAAAAGACUUUGGAGUAAAGUGUUUGUCCCUGGUGGUUGGUGAAUCACACGGCCUAGAGAUCCAGGCCACCGUGUUCUUUAAGACACUUUUCCAUUGCUUUGUUGCCACUGAGACAAGAGGCUAUUAAACCUCAGACACACAAGUGCAAGUCUGACCUCAGGAGACGACGUUAACAUCACCUCUCGGGUCACAUGAGGUGGAAGCGUCUCUAAAGAUAAAUGGAUUUUGGUCAUACUUUUACAAGCGCUUUGUUAUUUGCUACCUGGUUGUCUCCGUGGGUAUUACUUUGCCUGAAAAUUCCACAGUAUGGCAUUAAAUUCAUACGGCAAAUGGUAAAUGGUCACGUUUUUAGCAAGCGCUGUUCCAUAUUCAAGGCGUUCAAAGCGUUUUACAUGAAGGAACCACUCGCCCAUUCACACGCAGACACUGGGGGUGAAGUGGGUUAAGUGUCUUGCUCAAGGACACAACAAUAACAUUCACCUGUGGGAGCUAAAAUCGCACUGCCAACCUUCAGAUCAGUGAACAAACGCCCUACAAACAGGUCUGAUCUGCGAGAGAUGGACCUACUCGCACUAAGAAGGUUUUUUUCUUUCUGUCUCUGAGGCUUUUAAGACCAAAAACAACUGAAUAAAUGCAAGGUAGAUACAUUUAAAGCCAUACAGCGGAACUUUCCAGGUAAAAAACAUGCAGAAAAGCAGGUGCCAGGACCUCGCGCCCCCACCUUAAAAGUUAUUGCGUGUUUUAAAGUUAUCAUCUACUAUUUCUGCGACAUAGAGUAGAUUUGUAAAUGUUUCCCUAGUUGUAUUUUUUUUCUGAAACCUGCAAAAUAUGAAUUAACUUUGGACGAUUUAAAACCACGUGUGUUUAGAUAUUGAGUUGUUUUCUUACUUUUACCUAACAAAUUGCUUUAAGAUAAGGAUAUAUUUGCAUUACGAGCUGUUAAAGUGUUUAUUAAAAGGGUUUCACUGCCUCACUGGAGCACAUGCGGUGUAUUGUGCUACACUGUGUACUCUGUGUUGUCUUUAUCGUCACUACAAUGUACCUUCUGUGCUUUCCCCUCGCUGUGCGGAUAGAAGAUCGUCCAACUCGUAGACUGUAUAAAGAAGUGGACUAAGCGAGUGUGACAUCACCCACGGCGUUCGGCUCCAGUUGAACGAAGCCUGUCGAGGUUAGCGGUCUUGAGAGCCGAGUUUCUUAUUAAGAAUUAGGAAUAUUAGAAAAAAGCCAAUCAGGAUCGACCGCAGGAGUGUAGAACGGGUUAAUACGAACAUUUUAAGACCAAAAUGACGAGUCUGACAGCAGCAGUUACAGAGAGAGGAGCCACAGAUUUUCAAUAGAAAGUGAAUUGAAGCCAGAGUCGAUGGAGCUGGACGUGCACCCACUUCCUGCGCUCACUUCCUGUUUGGAACGUGGCAGCUAGCGGGUUAGCUAUGUCCAUUUAUAUAUACAGUCUAUGCACAAAGAUGCCCAAAGUGUUUCUUAUUUCAUUAUUAUUAUUGUUGUAUUCUAUGUGAGUUUUACAAGUGAUGUUUUCAAAGUGGUGAAUCAUUUCUGUGUAAAAUAAUUCACAGUUAAUCUAUGGAGCACAUGCAGUUUGCAUCUGACACUGUUUGACUUUUCAUUUAAUUGGUUUUCAGACUGUGAUAUCUCUGAGUUGAUACACAGGCUUAAUUAAAAUGGAAUUAUUGCAAUGAUAUGAAAUUUAUAAAACUUUAAAAUGAUGAUGAACUUUAACUUUACUCUUUAGUUUAGUUUUGAUUUACAUUCAGUGUCCCUGGGAUACAGAACGCAAACUUCUUCGAUACUUUACGAAGAUGUGAGUCUGGUCGCCGGUGAAUCUUCUCUGUUUUCAAAUGGGCGUGAUUGACAGGUGGAACAGCCAAUCAGGGACGCUCAUGGCUUGUUCGUGUUAGAAAUAAUAAAGGAAAAAAAAAUAGGACAAGGGGCAAAAAACAUGAUGGAUUUCUGCAGAACCAACAAGCGAAACACUAUUAAUCCAACGUGAGAUAAAUGUCAUUUUAAUUGUAAAUCGUACGCGACCAAUGAGCUCCUUUGUUUCACACGUGUCACUGAAAAAAACAACACAGAUCUGAUUGGGCGAUCACGUUUUACCGAGGCCGCAGAGGGCAUGGGAACCAGAUUGAUAUUGAUCUGUUUAAAAACAUAGAGAGGAUUUGCCAGUCAGAUAUUCAGCAGGUCAGGGGUCUCCAAACUUUUUCUCCGGAGAUUUACUUUUACAAAAUGGAAAAUGGUGGUUAGCGGUUACAGGAAAUGAAUAAUGUAAACAGCUAGCCUUAGAUGGGUCAGUUAGAUGGUUAAAAACAUGAAUCAUUAUGUUAGUGUAUAAAGUCAGGCUUCAAAAGUAUAAAGGAGGAACGUGACGCAUCAAAUUUGAAUGAUUCAGUGCCAUAUGUAUCGUUUCUAAAUCAAUCAAUCAACGUUUAUUUAUAGAGCGCUUUACAACACUCAAGGUGACCAAAGUGCUUUCCAGUAAAAUCAAAUUAAAAACAAGUUAAAAUCACACUAAAACAUUAAAAUAGGAGAAUAAAAUAAACUACAUUAAUACAAAAAAUAUAUAAAUAAUGAUAAUGUGUCACAACAUUACUAAGUGUUGAAAGCCAGUCUGAAUAAAUAUGUUUUAAGCCUGGAUUAAAAAAGACCAAAGUCAAUAAUGGUGCACAUAUCAGGAGGCAGUUUGUUCCAGAGGCCCGAUCACCCCCGAUUUGGAUUUCGGACCACCAACAGUUCGGCCAGGUAGUGCGGGGCGAGGCCAUUAAGAACUUUACACACAAAAAGUAAAAUAAGUAAGUAAAUCUCAUUGGGGGCUACAAGGAAUGGUGCGGAGAGCUACGGUUAGCACACAAGCUACAAGCCGAAGAGUCCUGCGCUAUCAGCCUGUAUUUGGUCCUAAUUCUUUGGUUACUACACUGUUUUCUAUAUAUAAGUAUCUGUAUUAGUAUGAUGCAAAAGUUUAAAAGUGUUUUCAAAAGCGACCUUUGUUUUGCGUGAUAGUUGAGAUGAGAAAUUCAGCCCGACUUAACCCACCAUAUUAACAUCCCGGUCGCAUUUCACAUUUGAAUAAGCCGUUGAUGCAAUGGUAAUGGCUGAAAUUGAUUGAGUUUUCCCUUUGACAUAUCAAAAAUGUGACUGCAGCCUUCAUAUGAUGUUUGUGAGGGAAAACAGAACAGUGCCGUUCAUUUAUCAGGUUCUGCCUAAAAAUAAAAACAGGGACAUUUUGUUGGUGAAAGGCAUUUUCCUCAUCUUCCGCAUCUCGUUACAGAGAACAAGUUAACUCAAUCACCACUGGCCUCAUGCAGCAUGUGUCUAAGCCAAGGCCUUCAAACUAGUUUAAUUAAGAUAGCACGGCCAGGGAAACACAACAUUGGCUUGGAAAAAAAGAUUUGGCUACAUUUUUCUGCAAACCAAGUUAACAGUUUAAACCGUGCAUAUUUGUUUUGGUGGAUUUUUCAUUUGGACCGAUUAAACGACUUGAAUCUAAAUCUGUUCCAGCGUUAUUUCUUUGGCGUUUUCAGUCUUCAGUUCGAGAACUACAAAGGCCAGGACACAUUUUUAUUGACUUGUUUUGCUUAUUUAGAAAAAAAAAGGUUUAGAUUUGCAAUAGAUUUGUUUAUUUUACCAUUUCGCCAAGUCAUUUGUUUCUCAUUAUUUGCAAAUGCAGAUGGAAAAUAGAACAAGAAAGUGCGGUCAACAUGAGCGCUUUAAUCAAAAACUAGUUUGUCCAAGGCUCACAUAACCUUGUCGCCAUGGAGACGAGCAGACGGCAGAGCUCCGUGAAGUUUCACGCAUUUUUAGGAAUAAACAAUGGAUUAUUAUACAGGAUGUGGCUGAGGGAAAGUUAGUUUUGGCAUUUUGUACGCAUACUUUUGCAUUUUGGACUUAUUAAUACACAACUGAAAUGACGGAUACAGAUAAAGGCUCAAUAUUACGCAGUUUCCUCCAAGUGAUUACAACGCCAUAUUGAAUAGAUAGUCCUUAUAAAUCCUCAAAAUAUCCAAUCGUCCAAUCAAAUCAUCUCUUGUAAUCUCUUGGUUUGUAGAAAUGUGCAAAAUAAAUGUUGUAAACUUGGGUUGUACUUCCAUAUUUCUUUUAAAUCCAAGGACUCCACCGUUGCCAAACACCUGCGAGGAUCAGCUGAAGACAAUCAAAAAACACUUUAUAUUUUUCCAGAUAACCUUCAAUACCUCCCUGAUGAUAUAAACUG
Molecule: messenger RNA, 6778 nt
Organism: Periophthalmus magnuspinnatus
Lineage: Eukaryota; Metazoa; Chordata; Actinopteri; Gobiiformes; Gobiidae
Gene: mchr2b
Product: melanin-concentrating hormone receptor 2
Exons: 2
Coding region: 203-1240 (345 amino acids)
Biological process (GO): neuropeptide signaling pathway
Cellular component (GO): membrane; neuron projection
Molecular function (GO): neuropeptide binding; G protein-coupled receptor activity
Source: RefSeq, a predicted model, not a curated record